This is a messenger RNA of Lactuca saligna, 2766 nucleotides long. The record is from the annotation of a GenBank genome assembly. NCBI's taxonomy places the organism in Eukaryota, Viridiplantae, Streptophyta, Magnoliopsida, Asterales, Asteraceae.
UCUCUCUCUAUCGAGAAGGCGAUUGCAGAGAAUACUCAGUACUGUAAAAGAGAAAUAAAAGGAGGGAGAGAGAGAGAGAGAGAGUGAGAGAGUGAAUUCAAGAACGACGAAAACGAUAUCUGAGAGCUUUGCUUCCUGCCUCUCUUUUUCACCAGACAUAAGAGGUUAGGGUCUGAAGUCAGAUGAAGAUGACAUCGAUGUUCAAGAACAUCGUAGUGAUAUGGAAGUAGUAAAAUCAAAAGCACUUGAGGAGAAGGUACUUCUACCUUUUGAAUUCUAUGUCACAAGAUUAUAUCUACAAUUUCUCACAUGGGUUCGAGAGAUCGUCGGCUCAAGAUCAGAUCCGGCGGGAUAAGCUGAGGGUUCAAGGUUUUGAGCCACCACCGCCGUCACUGGUCGGCUUAGAAGGAGUGGAUGACGGACACGGUGGUUUACCGGCAGUUUAUGAGUCUGGAGCUGGGAUGUUAUCGGAGAUGUUCAAUCUCCCAUCCGGUGGAUUCAACUCCGCCUCUGAAUUGUUGGUAAACCAGAUAAAUUACCAACACCACCACCACCGUAACCAGCGGCCAACCACCGCCAGAGAUUGGUAUGGUAACAGUGCUCAAGCCAUGCAACUUUUCUUGACGAACCCAUCACAUGACUCUCCUUCUUCAGAGUCACCUUCUCACCAUCAUCAUAAUCACCAUAAUCCUUCAUCAUCUUCAACUCUUCACAUGUUGAUGCCGAACAAUGUUUCUUCUGCCAAUUCUACCCUUCACCAUCAACAAAGCUUCGGUAGUAGCACAGGAGCUGGACAAGGGCAUUUUGGUCCAUCCACUCAAUUCACAUGGGUGCCUCCUGGUGGCACAUCACAUGAAGGUGAAGGCGUCGGUGGAGUCGAAGGUCUUUCACUAUCAUUAUCUUCCACUUUACAGCACCUGGAAGGAGCUAAAGUUGAGGACUUGAGAAUUGGUGAUGAUUCCGCCGCCGCCGGAAUGUUAUACUUCAAUCAAGUAGGCGGCGGUGGGGGUGGCGAUCCUUACCGGAAUUUACAUAUUCAAGGAGGAGGUGGGGUUAUGAAUCAAACCCACCAUCCGAUCCAUAUCGGAUUCGGAUCCUCUUCGUUAGGUGUUGUCAAAGUGCUUCGAAAUUCCAGAUAUGUGAAGGCAGCUCAAGAUUUGCUUGAAGAAUUUUGUAGCGUCGGAAGAGGUCAGUUGAGAAAAAACAAAUCCUUGUCAAAACAUAAUAAUCCAAAUCAGAAUCCGACCAACAGUGGCGGAGGAGGUGGCGUUGGUGGUGGUGCAUCUUCUUCUUCCUCAAAAGAUCUCCCUCCUUUGUCAUCUACCGAGAGAAUUGAACAUCAAAGACGCAAGGUCAAACUUUCUUCCAUGCUUGAUGAAGUAGAUCGGAGAUACAACCACUAUUGUGAACAGAUGCAAAUGGUGGUGAAUUCAUUCGAUUUAGUUAUGGGGUUUGGGGCAGCAGUUCCAUACACAGCUUUAGCUCAAAAAGCCAUGUCUCGUCAUUUUCGUUGUCUAAAAGACGCCAUAGCUGCCCAAUUGAAAUACAGCUGUGAAGUAUUAGGAGAAAAAGACGCAGGUUCUUCUGGUGUCACAAAAGGCGAGACACCAAGGCUUAAAUUAUUGGAACAAAGCCUUAGACAACAAAGAGCAUUUCAUCAAAUGGGAAUGAUGGAACAAGAAGCAUGGAGGCCUCAAAGAGGCUUACCUGAAAGAUCUGUCAACAUUUUAAGAGCUUGGCUUUUCGAGCACUUUUUACACCCGUAUCCAAGUGAUGCUGAUAAACAUCUUUUGUCUCGACAAACAGGAUUGUCCAGAAAUCAGGUGUCGAACUGGUUCAUAAAUGCAAGGGUCCGGUUGUGGAAACCCAUGGUGGAGGAAAUGUACCAACAAGAAAGCAAAGAAGAGGGUGAUCAACAUCACCAAGAUGACGACGACGACCAAGAUGAAGAAAAUAAGUUAGAAACGAGCAUUAAUUACAAUAAUCAAAACAAAAAUGGACCCCCAUCAUCUCCUUCCUCCUCUGCAAUUGCACAAACUCCGAUGCCACCACCUCCUCCUCCUCCUUCGACAUACACCACCACUUCCACAGCGACACCUGCAAAAAGAUCCGAAAUCAAUGACCCUGAAAACGACCCAUCAGUGCUUGCAAUCAAUACACAAAAUUGCUUCUCGGAAAACCAAGCUACUACCAUGUCCUACUCUUACACUCCUAUCAAUAUCACCUCAACUACCACCGGAAACACUUCCACCACCCAACAAUCUUUUCCGGCCACACUUGAUGCGGAUACAUGCCGACGUGGCAGCAUGCCAGCUGGCGAUGAUGAUACGGAGAUUGGCUCGACGCUUAUAAGAUUUGGGACCACUGCGGGUGACGUGUCACUCACUCUAGGGCUACGACACGCCGGAAACCUACCGGAGAAGACUUCUUUUUCAGUUAGAGACUUUGGUGGGUGUUAAAUUAUUACAUGUCUAUAAGAAGGUACCUAGUAAUUUAAAAUAAUUUUUUAGGCCAUUAUUAUACCAUUAAGCUCAUAAAUUAAAAUUUCUUUCUUCUUUUUGUUUUUAUGUUUUAUUCAAGUGAAACACCAAAGAUAAAAUUUUACAUCAUAAAGGUAGUAUUGUGUUGAUAGAGCAUUUUAUUUGGGCCUAGUCUAAUUGUAUAGUACGUACCUUGUAUAUUUUCCUCUUAUUUUGCUCAUGUAAUAAACUUCUACUCUUGUUUUUUCUUAUUAUAUAAAAUAAUUAUGCAAAAAAUAUAUUUAAA